Corticium candelabrum is the source of this 1095-nucleotide messenger RNA. RefSeq names its product ADP-ribose pyrophosphatase, mitochondrial-like. The coding region runs from base 58 to 909 and encodes 283 amino acids. Gene Ontology annotation, molecular function: ADP-ribose diphosphatase activity. The record is from RefSeq and is a predicted model, not a curated record. Lineage: Eukaryota; Metazoa; Porifera; Homoscleromorpha; Homosclerophorida; Plakinidae. The transcript is spliced from 6 exons.
CCCUCUGUUGCGCAUGCGGCAAGAUCUUGUUGUCCCUUGAAGUUUUGCAUGUUCUAAAUGGACAGUACAAAAGUAGUAGGUCAUUCUAAAUGCAGAAGUCGCGGUAACUAUCCUGGAGGUGGACCAGUGCGUUUUCCAGUGUCAGACGACAAAGUGCCAUGGAGCGUCGACUAUCCCGGAUACGAUCCGCCCGAGUACACUGCAGACCGAGUUUUACAAUCAGACAGAUCUGAUGAAGACAUCAAAAGCGGGAAGCACAAAUUUCGUUUCAAUGAGGUAGACAAGAAAGUAGACCGACGAAGUUACACAGGACGCUAUCCGGUAGUAAAUGGGGUGCCUAUGAAUCCAGUUGGUCGUACUGGCAUAGCUGCUAGAGGUCGACUUCGGAAAUGGGGUCCUAAUCAUGCAGCUGAUGCUAUUGCUACAAGAUGGAAAAGGGGUAGCAAUGGAGAACAAGUCGUGAAAGAAGGAAAACCAGUUCUACAGUUCAUUGCAAUACGUAGGCAAGACAACGGUGAAACAGCUAUUCCAGGGGGCAUGGUUGAAGCUGGUGAACAGGUAUCAGAAACACUGUUAAGAGAGUUUGGGGAAGAAGCAUUGAGCAGCUUAGAUGUCAGCAGUGAUGAACGCCUCAAGAUUAAAGCCUUGGUUACUGAACUGUUUGCUCAUGGUGACAAGAUUUAUGAAGGUUAUGUGGAUGAUCCACGUAACACAGACAAUGCUUGGACAGAGACAUUGGCCAUUAACUUUCAUGACGACACUGGUGUGGCAUUUGAGAAAUUCACUUUGAAAGCUGGUGAUGAUGCAGCCGAGGUGUUCUGGGCUGAUAUUGGUCAUGAGCUGAACCUCUUUGCUAGCCACUCUGAUUUCAUGCAGAAAGUGGCAGAAAUACGGGGUGCAUACUACUGAUAUUGAUACGCCUUCCCAUGCCCAUGAGAGCAAACUGACCGACAAGUUUCAUGUGAAGCAAAACUGCAUGUGUUGUAAUGAUAUGAUAUAUGACAUAUUUAUAUGCAAUGUGCUGCAAUAUUUUUGCUUUGUUGUUAAUUAAUUUCACAUAUUUACUUUGUUAAACAAACUGAUUACUUUAAAUGC